Macroventuria anomochaeta is the source of this 552-nucleotide messenger RNA. RefSeq lists its product as uncharacterized. The record is from RefSeq and is a predicted model, not a curated record. NCBI's taxonomy places the organism in Eukaryota, Fungi, Ascomycota, Dothideomycetes, Pleosporales, Didymellaceae. The transcript has a single exon. The coding region runs from base 1 to 495 and encodes 164 amino acids.
AUGGUCCUCACCACCACACCCACCUUUACUGCCAAGUACCUGCUUGAGAAACAAGACAUCUGGAAGACCAUCACCCAUUUCAAGGAAGCCCUCCCUAUCCAGCCCUGGCACAAGGUUGUCCUUGCUCAGUACAGCUGGAGGAUUGGCAAGAGACUGAGGAUUCCCCCAGGGACCAGGACAGAGACUGCCAGUGCCUUCUAUCAGCUGAAGCUUGGCCAUGGAUACAACAAGGCCUACCUGUUCAGGAUUGGCAAGACUGACCACCCCUUCUGUAGUUGUGGAGCCAAGCAGACUCUUGAGCACCUGCUCCUGAGCUGCAAGUGGCUGAACACAGGCCGGAAAAUCCUGCAGGAUAGUCUUGGGAAGGUACAGCUGACUCUCCCUCUCCUCCUCCACACCAAGCAAGGCAUCAAGGCCACUUUGGACUUCAUCAGCAGGACCAAGGUUGGCACAAGGAGGUGGCAUCUUGGGCAGCCUUCAGAAGACCAGGCAUAGUGAUGCUACAACAGCUUCUCUUUCCUUUGUUUGUUUGUUUGUACUUCUUUUGUUUCC